UGUGUGUAUCUGUGUGGGCUUGCUUAAUCAUCGUUUUCGAGAGCGGAAGGUGGUCCCGCGCAUGCGUCUGACAAUUUUCGGCCAUAUUGUUAUGACGCAUACAAGAUCAUAGGUCUCCGCCAGUGACGACUCUGCUCACAGUUGACGUGGCUACUACGUACCAUCCCGUUCGCCCACUCCGGACGCAGCAUAGACGGUGACGAGGAAUACGUAACUGGACUUUCCUGUGAACAGCUUUCUUAUCGGAAUCAUAAUACCUAUGAUGUGAAUCUGUUUUGAAACUGAACUAUUCUGACAAGCAAGGCAUACACAGAUUGUUGACCUUGAAUAUUUUAGGUGACCCUAUUGGAAUGGACGGAAUGGUGGAGGAGAAUGGCUCAUCUGGAGGAGCGGGUUCUGGAGAUCCUCUGGGGAACGCGGGCCCCGCCGCGGCCAGCUCCACGCCGCAUGUAGUCGCCGUGACCAGCAUUGUUCAACUUACGCUCCCCUCGCAGGCGCCGUCAGCUCAGGUUCAGUCUGUAAUUCAACCAAAUCAACAGUCUGUUAUACAAACAGCAUCCAAUAUUCAGUCUGUGCAGUUACCAAAAGGAAAUGUCAUUCUUGUAAGCAAACCAAGUUCUGUAAUACAUACCACCCAAGGGACAUUACAAACUUUACAGAUAAAACCAGAACCUAACACAUUAGUAAGCUCUCAAGGACAGUCUUGCAGUGACGAGAGUUGCAGUGAUGAUGAAGGGCCCAAAAGGAAAUACCGGGAAAUGCUGACAAGGCGUCCAUCAUACAGAAAGAUAUUAAAUGAUCUUGGAGGAGCUGAAAUUGCAGAAAAUCGCAUGGGAACUAAACCAGGAUGCGAGAAUGAAGUGUCGCUGUCAUCUCCUUUGUCCUUUGCGCCAGUAAUCCCGGCCGGCGCCCUACAAACGGACGGCGGGCUGCACACACUGGCCGUCUCAGGCACGGGCAGCGGCGGCGCUAUCGUGCAGUACGCGACCAACCAAGACGCUCAGUUUUACGUUCCGGGUCCCAUUCUAGAAGACCAAACGCGAAAACGAGAACUGAGGUUGUUGAAGAAUCGAGAAGCGGCGCGCGAAUGUCGUCGUAAGAAAAAAGAAUACAUCAAAUGCCUGGAGAACAGGGUGGCAGUUCUUGAAAAUCAAAAUAAGGCUCUUAUAGAGGAACUUAAAUCUCUGAAGGAACUAUAUUGUGAGCAGAAGACGGAAUGAGGCCCAGCCGGCUAGCGGAGUGACUGGUCCGUUGGAACGCUGCGGCGCGCGCCGUCCCUGUGCUCAUAAGAUGCUUGGAGUUUGAUUGGUCAUGACCAUCAUUCAUGUUUGGGGGUAUUUGAUAUUUCGCAAAUAAAACUACUUGAUCAAUUGGGUUUAGUAAGUAUUGUUAGUUUAUUAUAAUAAUGUUGAAUUGUUUAUGGUAUGUUUUAUAAUAUUUAUGUUACUGUUUUAACGAUAUCAGUUUGGUUUUGUUUUACAGGAUGAAAUUAUCGUAGUUCAUGUUUUUUAUUGAAUUGUUAAUGUAAACCCUGGUCUUAAUGUAUAGUAAAUUAUAUUGUUGGUAUGGGUUUCUCUACCAUUCCAAAGUGUUAACCUUUUCUAAUAAUUUUAUGCAAUCAUUUUACUAUCCAAGUUUUACUUUGUGCCAUUC
Ostrinia nubilalis (European corn borer) is the source of this 1653-nucleotide messenger RNA. RefSeq names its product cyclic AMP response element-binding protein B (gene CrebB). Gene Ontology annotation, cellular component: transcription regulator complex; nucleus. NCBI's taxonomy places the organism in Eukaryota, Metazoa, Arthropoda, Insecta, Lepidoptera, Crambidae. Gene Ontology annotation, molecular function: DNA-binding transcription factor activity, RNA polymerase II-specific; RNA polymerase II cis-regulatory region sequence-specific DNA binding; protein binding. The record is from RefSeq and is a predicted model, not a curated record. Gene Ontology annotation, biological process: regulation of transcription by RNA polymerase II. The transcript is spliced from 7 exons. Bases 351 to 1220 code for a protein of 289 amino acids.